Messenger RNA from Sphaeramia orbicularis (orbiculate cardinalfish), 2601 nucleotides. RefSeq names its product SERPINE1 mRNA binding protein 1a (gene serbp1a). Gene Ontology annotation, cellular component: nucleus; cytoplasm. NCBI's taxonomy places the organism in Eukaryota, Metazoa, Chordata, Actinopteri, Kurtiformes, Apogonidae. The transcript is spliced from 9 exons. Gene Ontology annotation, molecular function: mRNA 3'-UTR binding. Bases 119 to 1324 code for a protein of 401 amino acids. The record is from RefSeq and is a predicted model, not a curated record.
UCUAUCACACCGGAAGAGAAGUAGGUCCUUUUCCCAGCCAUCUUGUGGCUUCAUCUAGCGAAGUGUUCGCACCAAGCCUCGUAGAAUCGGAGGAAAAUCCUGCUGAAGGGGCGCCAUCAUGCCCGGACAAAUGCAAGAAGGUUUUGGCUGUGCCAUAACCAAUCGGUUCGACCAGUUAUUUGACGAUGAGUCGGAUCCAUUUGAACUGCUGAAGCAGGCCGAAGUGAAGAAGAAGGAGGCUGCUGUUCCUGGUGCCGCCAAGACUGCAGCCCAGGCUGCCAAGCAGCCGAAAAAGGAGUCCCAGAAAGACAGAAAGACCCCACUGACCGACAAAAAGGAGGAAACCCAGGCCCCCGUCCCUCUCAAGAAAGAUGGUGCCGGCAUCAGGAGAAUGGGCCGCAAGCCGGAGGGUGAUGGCUCCAGACCCCAGGGCACCCAGGGAGAGGGGCGCCCCCCCACAGACAGAAGGCCGGCGGACAGGCGGCCCCCUCGCCGCUUCGAGAGGCCUGCUGGUGAAGCUGGCGAGAAGCCUGAGGGAGGCGAGUUCUCAGUGGAAAAACCUGCUGGCGACAGACCGAUGAGAGGACGCGGUGGCGGCAGAGGAGGUCGUGGAGGAAGAGGACGCGGCAUGGGUCGCAGCGAUGGCUUUGAUUCCAGAGGAAAGCGUGAAUUUGAUAGACACAGCGGCAGUGACCGAUCUAGUCUGAAAGGUGAAGAGAAGCGUGGUGGAAGCGGAUCUCACAACUGGGGCACUGUCAAGGACGAACUAAAUGAGCUUGACCAAUCAAACCUUACUGAAGAGAACCCUGAGGGUGAGGAGCAUCCACCUGCUGACUCUGAGAACAAAAGGGAGAAUGAGGUAGAGGAAGUAAAGGAAGAAGGCCCUAAGGAAAUGACUCUGGAUGAAUGGAAGGCCAUGCAGGACAAGGAGCGGGCCAAGGUGGACUUCAACAUCCGUAAGGCCAAUGAGGGGGAUGCUGACUGGAGCAAAGGAUUUGUGCUGCACAAGUCCAAGGUGGAGGUGAGUCAGGACAAGAAAGGUGAACUGAUUGACCCUGAGGUUGAAGAGCCAAAGGUAAAACCUCUGCUUUUGGUAGAGGAUGAACACCACUUCCGAAAGCCAGCCAAUGAUAUUACGUCCCAGCUGGAGAUCAACUUUGGAGACCUGGGCCGUCCAGGCCGUGGGCGUGGAGGACCACGUGGUGGUCGGGGUGGUCGCGGUCGCGGCGAUGCCACUAGGCCGGCUCGUGGAGGAAGGACCGAUAAGUCAUCUGCGUCUGUGCCCAACGUGGACGACCCAGAGGCCUUCCCAGCCCUGGCUUAGGCCCCGGCUGCUCAAACCUACAGGAGCCUCCUGAGCACCUCCACUACGAGGCUUGCAUGUUCCUGGAUCCUUCAGCAAAGUGAAAUGAUGGAGAAGAACUGUCAUUAACUGUGGCACUCAAUGUGAGAACUGAGUUUUAUCCAAUAAAAACAAAACGAAGAUGGAAAAAAAAAACAGAAAAAAAAACAAAAAAAAACAAAGAAAAGGACUUCUUGCUACUCUGGAGCAACUUAUUGGUAGAGGUUUUGUACUUGGAAACAAAGUAGCAGGGAUGUUUUCAUACAGUAUUUUUUUCAGAGGUUAUGCAUUGUCCAUUGAUAAAUUUUUGUAAUUGCUGCUUGAAAAUAUGCAUUUGAAAUAUAAGCAUAAGAAGAGUAUGUUAAGCUCGGUGUGUGCCAUUGCUUGCUUGCUUUAAGAUAGGCAGUUGUGGAGCUCCAGCCCAAGCCCAUAGGCUCUGCCACACCUGGUGUUUCUGAUGAAGUUAGAGCUUCACUCAUUGAGAUUUAAGGAUUUUCUUUUUUUCGCACUGGGGUAUUGUUUUAUAUUUUAUACAGGAGGUCUAUUCUUCUACGAUCUUCGGCCUGUAAAUCUUAACUAUUUUCAUAAAUUCUUUCAGAGACUGUAUUUCACAUGGUGCAACUAGGACAUGACUUGAUCUAUGAUCAAGAGAUGCUUCCUACAUUUGAAUACAUUGAUGAAAUGGCGCUUGCAUCUGUAUUUAUUUUGUACAGAAAUGUUCUAGAGGAGGAACAUUAGGUCAUUUUUGGGGAACACAAGGUUAUUACUUUUCCUAAAUUUACAUUGAUCGUGAGAGGUUUGUUGACAGAUCAACUUGAAGGUGAAGUUUUUCCCAUGUGUUCUAAUUGGGUAGUGUUUCGGGUGCUGUUUCUCCCUGCCGUUUCAUCUAUGACAGCAAACCAUGUUCAGGUCAAUUAAUGCCUUUUUUUUUACUUUGAAGAUUAAUAUGGAGAGGAAGUGUUAUUACACAGUCCCCUGGAUUCCCUUAGACCUUUUGCGACUGUUUACACACUCCACUCAUGCAUCCUUUCAGAUGUAAACUCAGCCCAGCUUCAGUUUGUUUCUGCAGUCUGUUCUGUGCUGAUAUUUUCCUUACAAUGUUGACAUUGCCCUGUAGCUUUCACAGUGGCACCACUGCAUAAUUGCUCUGAAAGAAAUACAGUCGUUCAUUGUGUGGAACAACUGAAGUGCUCUACAGAUGUGUGAAUUCUAGCCCUGCUAUUAGACCUCUGUCGGUAAAUAAAGAUGGUCGAUACAUG